UUGUGUACUAGUUUAUUGCUUUCUUUUUCUUUAUAGAAUAGAAGAAAACCAACGCCUCUUCCCAUUUAAGACGCUUCCUAAACGCGUCUAUACAUACAAACAUUCUAUGCGUACAUAUUGUUAUGUGUAUCAUAUAACACAUCAUUUCUUUCCUGAAUUCAUCAAUAGAAAUGUAUACUGUAUUCCAAGGGGCUUUCACUCCGGAUUUCACCACAUCGCCGAGAGAUGUAUAUGCAUACGUGUUUGUAUGAAUGUCUAUAAUUGAGCUGUUAAUUUCUAUGUUGGGGAUUUUCUUUCUCAGACACAGGACUUAAAAAACCUGGAUGCUUCUGGAUGGCAUUCCCUCCCACCUUUUUGACAAAUGACCAUAUAAAGUGCUUGUUCUUGUCAAGUUUAAUUGUUUCUUUUCACCCCCUUUCAUAUACCAAGACAAGACAAAUGGGCUACAUUAUGAUAUGAUCCUGCAAAAGCUGUGGUAUCUGCUCUGAUAGAUGCAUGAUUGCAUGGUCAGAUGGCCAGGCAAAGCAAUGGUAGGAAGAAGGCACGAUCUAAGUGUAUAGAUUCUGAUCAGUCUGAUGAGGAUUACAUGAUUGAUGAAAAUGAGUGUGAUGAAUCAGAGGAUGAAUACUCCUCUUUCAUCGAAGAUGAGUCUGAGGAGUGUGUAGGUACAUACACAGAUGUUAAAAAAGAGAAAGUGGCGAAGAGGAAGAAGGCGAGGAAUGCAGUUAGACAAAGAGCAUCAAGGACAAAGAAAGAGAGAUCUGUAAGACCUAGAAAAAGGAAAAGAGUUUCAUACAGAGAAGUUGAUGCUGAAGACGAUGACAAUGAUGACGAAAAUGAUGAGGACUUUAAACCAAAUGAGGUUCUUGGUGUACAUGAUGAAGCUGAGUUGACCAUAACAAAUGGGAAUAAAAUGUUGUGCCGGACACGUCUGCACAGUGUCAUUUCCAAAGAUGAUGACACUGAAUACACACCAGAUGAUGUUGAUGGUACAGAUGCUGAAGAAGAAGAAGAAGAAGAAGAAGAAGAAGCACUGCCUAUGACAAACAAAAAGUCUGGUAAGCUGCGAUUGCGCAAGUGCAUUCCCAAUAUGAAAGAAGAAGAAGAAGAAGAAGAAGAUGAUGAUGAUGAUGAUUACGAUGAGGCUGCUGAUGAAGAAUUCACAAUAGAUGAGGUUGAUGGUGCAUAUGAUGAGGAAGAUGUGUUUCCUGUGAUCAAAAGCAGCAAGAAGUUGAGAAAGAGACGAUUACAUAAGGGAAUUGCCAAAAGUGAAGAGGAUGAUGACGGUGACGAGGAAUUUAAACCAAAUGAGGUUGAUGAAGUUGAUGGUGUAUAUGAAGAAGAAGAAGAGUUUCUCUUUCCAUCGGAGAGCGAGACGCGGUUGCAAAGAGGCAUUUCCAAAGGACAAGAAUAUGAUGAUGAUGAAUAUUACUCCACUCUAGUUGAGGUUGAUGACUUUGAUGAAGAAGAAGAUGGUAUGUCCAUGAUGAGAAGGAGUAGGAAGCUCCACCGGACAUGUCUAGACAAGGGCAUUGCUAAAGGGAAACAGUGUAACACUACUACCUCUGAAGUCUCAAUGAAGAUCACAAGGGGGAAAAGGAGAAGUAAAUGCGGAGUGAAGAAGAGAGGAAGAGUUGAUGAAGAUGUGAAGUUAAAUAGUAUUACCUCUGAAAAAGAAACGGAUAAGAUCACUAAUGAAGAGAGGAGUAAGAAGCUAAUUGUACAUUCAGAUUCGGAUUCUAGAAAUUCUGGGCCCUUGGACUAUGUGUACAGUAUCUCUGAAGAAGAGAGAGAACAAGUUAGAGAAGCUGGUGAAUUUUGUGGUGGCUUGACUUCUAGUUGGAGGUGUCCAGUUGUCCCAAAGGAUUUAUUGGAACAAGAAAGGGCACAGCUUCAAAAGAAGCGGUCAAGAAGAAAAGAUAAGGCGAAGGUAGAAGAUUGGAAGACUGAAGCAGGAAAGCAGGUUUGUGGAAUUUGUUUGUCUGAAGAAGGUAAAAGAAGAGUUCGAGGAACUUUGAAUUGUUGCAACCACUACUUCUGCUUCGCUUGCAUCACGGAGUGGUCAAAGGUUGAGUCUCGUUGCCCCCUCUGCAAGCAAAGAUUUGUCACGAUCAGCAAGCCUGCAAAAUCAAAUACUUGUUUAGAUUCAAGGACUGUAGUUAUUCAAGUCUCUGAACGUGAUCAGGUAUAUCAACCAUCUGAAGAGGAACUUAGGGGGUAUCUUGAUCCAUAUGAAAAUGUCAUUUGUACUGAAUGUCAACAAGGUGGGGAUGAUGCUCUAAUGCUUCUCUGCGAUCUCUGUGAUUCAUCUGCACAUACUUAUUGUGUUGGUCUUGGGCAUGAAGUACCUGAAGGGAAUUGGUACUGUGAGGUCUGUAGACCAACAACUGCUCUUGAUUCUCUGAACCAACAAAAUUUGAAUCUUCCUUCUGAGAGUAGAACAAGCAGCUUCUCUGUCAGAUCACCUACACCCCUCCACAUGCCAAAUGUGAGAGAGUCUUCUUUUGAUUUAAAUGAGAUGUACAUACCUGAGACUCCAUUAAACCAGGAAGUUUUUAAUGUUCCAUCUCCCAGAACUGCUUUCCCACCAUCAGGAACUGCCGCAACUGUUUCGGACAGGAGAAGGAUACAACGCCAAAUACACCUCAUCCUCAAUGACAGAAUGAGACAGGGGGGUGACAAUAGAACUACUGGGGUUCCAGCUGGUGUCACAGGGAAUUAUCUUUUUGGCUCUCAGAUUACAGGGUUAGCUCCUCAAACCCAUGUUUCCUUCCUUCAUGGAAGAAGGUUGCAGGGUAGUAGUAUCUCCGCUUUAUCGCAAAGUAGGAAUGCUUUUGCUGAAGCAUCCAGCCAUUUUAGUAUGCAACCGUUUCAAAACCAACCUUCUACAUCUGCUCACAGACCCUUUAGCGGAUUGUUGUUACAAGGAGCGGUUAACUUAGGAAUUGGUUCAGGGUUGGUUCAUCAGCAACUCCAUCCUUGCAGUAGCAGCAGACCUGACAUUGUGCCUGAUGCUCGCACAUCUCCUUAUCAAUUUAGAGAGGCUGCUGUACCUUCUAUGCCUUGGUAUGGAGGCUAUACACAUCAGUUUCGCUAACUGGAGUCUUGAGGGCCAGCCAAGUGAAGUUUUCAUAUAAUCUCCAGAGAUUGGGAACGUUUUGAUCUUAUAAUACACACAAGGUUAUCAUGUGUUGUUUAAAUUUAUCUGCAAGGAAUAUGGUGAACAAUCCUAACAACGGUCUAAUCUCCAUCUGCUUCGUGUUGUCCUUCAAGCCCUUUCUUCACAUUCAACACUUUCGCGCCGGCAUUUCCCUGCAUGUCUUCCUCACAUUGACACUUGUGCACUGACACUUGUGCACAUCCAUUUUCAUGCGAGUCGUACUCACAUUUUACCUGUCCAUUUUCUUACAGUAAUUAUUUCUUCGAUUUUCCCCAUACAGAUGCCGCAAUUGGUGUUCAAUUAUUUCCUCCUGCCUAUAAAUAUUAUGACAAAUUUCAUUCAUGGAUAAUCAAUGAGGCCAUGCACCUUGUCUCUCUAAUUUUUUAGUUCGAUUGACACAUUUUAUUUCUAGAAGUUGGUCCUCUUUACUGUUUUCCUUCUUAUAAGGAUAGACAUACUAACGCUAAUAGUAAUAAUAAUAGUUAUUAUCAGUUAUCACUAUCGAUGUUAUUAUAGACAAAUCUUCAUGUCCGGCCGGCCUGACGAGAACCACCUUCCGGCCGAGGGCAUUUGGGCACUUCUUGGUGGGAUUUUUUAUGAAAUUUUUUGAGCAUGUUCUUCAUGAAGUCUAGUUUAUCCAUACCAAAUUUCAGCUAAAAAUUCAACCGAGAAGGCACUCAAAUAAUUUCUUGAAGUUAACUGGCCAAUUUAUAUGUAUGAACUGCCCAGUUAACUUCAAGAAAUUAUUUGAAUGCCUUCCCGAUUGAAUUUUUAGCUGAAAUUUGGUAUGGAGAAACUAGACUUCAUGAAGAACAUGCCCAAAAAAUUUCAUCUAAAAAUUCCACCGGGAAGUACCCGAAAUGCCCUCGGCCGGACGGAGCAUCCCGUCAGGCCGGCCUGACAUGAAGACUACUCGUUAUUAUAUAUUAUGGUUAUUGUUAUUAUUAUGACUAAAGAGAAAGGCUAUCAUGUUUCCCCAACUAAUCCGAAAUAGUGGUGCAAGGUCUAGUAAUGUUAGUGAAGCCCGAUAUUAUUUUGUUUCUUACUCCGUAUGUAUUUUCUAAAUUAUUUUAUUACGUCUUCCAUUAUUUAGCCUUUUAUUAUAUCUAUCAUUUUUAUCUUUGUUUAACCUAUUUUGGUUUUUAUUUUUCUUUAUUAUUAUUAUUGUUGUUUAUUACUUUCUCCAUAUUGUAUUGUUUGCUACAAUAGCAUGUCACCGCAAAUUAUAUGGUACAGCCGGCUGUACCGUGCGCACGGUACAGCCGGACUUUUAGUUUGCGAAUUGCAGGCUUCCAUCGCAGACUUCCGUCAUGGCAGGGCUUCCAUCGCAGACUUCCGUCAUCGCAGGGCUUCCAUCGCAGGCUUCCGUCAUCGCAGGGCUUCCAUCGCAGGCUUCCAUGGCCGAUCAUCCUUGCUCCGUUGCUCGCCGCCUACUAGCACCUCUCCCUUUUUCGACAACCGCAACCCUUCAGCAGCUCUCCUUCAGCUUCGUCCUUAACUUCGCACGUUAUGUUCCUUUCUUUUCCUUUUUCUCACACUGAUUAUUUUAGUUUGGUGGAUUUUGGGUCAGGGAUAACCUAGGUUGUACGUAAUUCUAAAGAUAUGAGCAUACGCAAAUAAAAGUUUGAGCAUGGUGGUGAUUUUAAAUGAGCCUAAAAGAAAUGAGUAUACGCCUAAAAGAAAUGAACUCACACAAACUAAUAUUGAACACAUUGAAAAUGAGUUUCAUGUAAAAUUGAAAUGAGUAUAACACCCAAAAUGAAUGAGCAUACUCAAAUGAGUUUUUUGAACGCUCAUUUCGUAAUUUAUGUAUACUCAUUUGAUAUUAGUACAAUACUCUUUUUAAAAUGUCAUAUUCAUGCAUAUUUCAAAAUGAGUUUUAAGUUAAAUUCAAAUGAGUAUUAUGCCCAAAAUGAAUGAACACACAAAAAUGAGUUUUUAAUAUUUUGAUACACAUUUUGUAAAUUAUGUAUGCUCAUUUGGUAUUGUUUUAUGCUCAUUUUAAAAUGAUGCACAUAUCAAAUAUACGCCCAAAAUCAAUGAGCAUACACAAAUAAAGUUUUGAAUUUUUUUAAUACUCAUUUUAUAAAUUAUGUAUGCUCAUUUGGUACUGUUUUAUGCUCAUUUUAAAAUGAUGCACAUAUCAAACGUAUCAUACUACAUUAGAUUCACAUAUUGAAAUUAAUUAUAAACAUAAUUUAAGAUUUUUAAUUUUUAUAAAUGAAAAAAUCAUAAAAAGAAACCGAAUUAGAAAAUAUGAAGCAGAGAUCACUGGUGCUCAUUGUUAGGCUUUUAAUACUCAGAAGAACAGGCUCGAUGCUCAUCAAAAUUACAUCAAUGCUCAUUUACGAGAAACCACGAACUUCAUGAAAAUUACAAAACUGCCACCGACUGUACGGUGCCAGCCGUACAGCCGGUUGUAUGGUAUACGCUCCCUGUCACAUGUCAAUUGAUUGUGAAUUAUGAUUGUAAUUGUUGCUUAAUAAUCUCUCUGUUUUACAAAUUUUUUUCCCAAUUUUAUGAGCAGGCUUUGUGUAUAGGUGAGUGCGGUUUUGGCUCACAGCUUACUACAUUGAAGGGGCCAUAAAAUUAUAAUCCUUCCGUCUCAUUAUUAUUAUUCUAGUCGUAUACCAAAUUUGAUAAAGUUAUUGCGGUUUUAAGUUAUUCUUAUUUUAUCAAUUCAUGUCAAUCAUAUAAGUGACUCAUUUUUCUUAGUAAUCGCACCAAUUGCUAAUGUCCCAAUGUUAGUGGAACGUAUAUAGUAUAAGUGUUUUUGAGUAUUUAAAUUGAAAGUUUCAAGAAUGUGUUUAAUAUAGGGUUAUUCUCGGAGACUCUUCAAUCAUUACGUCCAAUUGAUAAUUCUUUUUUGAAAGGAAUUAACUUAAUUAUUACUAGUAUUACUAUAAAGAUAAUAACAAGAACAAUCACAAUCAUGUAAUUCAAGGUUACAAUGAGAUGAAACAUAGAAACAGACGAUUCAAAUAAAAAACACCAAAUCGCUAAUCCUGCAAAGAAG
Messenger RNA from Cuscuta epithymum, 6176 nucleotides. NCBI's taxonomy places the organism in Eukaryota, Viridiplantae, Streptophyta, Magnoliopsida, Solanales, Convolvulaceae. The record is from the annotation of a GenBank genome assembly.